Ceraceosorus bombacis is the source of this 1648-nucleotide messenger RNA. The record is from the annotation of a GenBank genome assembly. Lineage: Eukaryota; Fungi; Basidiomycota; Exobasidiomycetes; Ceraceosorales; Ceraceosoraceae.
AUGAUACGCAUCAGGUAGGUAUUCUAUCUGGCUUGUGUCGGAAAUCAGCGCUGAGAUCGAACAUUGGUUGAUUGUGCAACAGGCAUCCUCAAGGCACCUCCACACUGCACUUGGCACAGGUCAAAACAUUGCAGGACUUGCAAAAGAGCAUCAGUGAAAGUUGUGGAAUCGCAGCUUUGGAUCAAGAGCGUGAGUGAAGGUGCACUCUCUGCGCGCUUCCUCUCCUUUCAGCGUUUGCCUGACAAAAGUACAGCCUGCACUCCUUCGCCGCUCAGUUCGGACUGGAUAUCCCCCACGCCCGCUUAGCGUUUCCACCCUUUCACCCGGCACACUGCUUAGCCAUCCUGACAUUGCUUUGACGGCCGGAAGUCAGCUCACAGUGUCGUCCAAGCCUGCAACCUCAUCCACGCCCAACCGAAGUGCCCACACGAUCCCAGACACUACGUCGUCUGCUAGCUCGAGCCAGAGCGCCGCCGCAGCGGCUCCCAGCGCAAGCAGGACUUUCACUGCUGCACCUUCCACGCCCUUGCCACAAGCCUCCGGCAAUUCAGCAUCCGCAGCACCACCCGCCUUGAAGCCAAAGCCACCAGCCAGUUCUGCCAGAUUUGGCGGGGCAACGACGCCACGCGCGGGAUCAAGUCGGGCACCGCUCUCAUCGUCGGCAUACACCGGCUCGCCGGCAGCAAAGAAGAGCGCCAAGGUAGCUGAUGGGGAGAUUCACGUCCCGCUCGACGGUCAAGCCUUGACGCUUAAAGUUGUGGACGAUGACAAUAGCUGUCUGUUCAAUGCUGUCAGCAUGCUGGUGAAGGGCACCAUUGGAGCUGCUGUCUGUAAAGAGCUUCGGCAGAGUGAGUCGCGCGUGGAGCGUUGCGCUGUCCCACAUGGCCUGGACGCACAUAGGUCAAUCCCUUGGCCAGCUCGCUGAAGGUGUAAGAGCUCUACCCCAUCUGCAGUCGUGAGCUCUGUCGUCCUGUCUUCCCCGGCCGAAUAUCCAGAGGUGAUCUUGGGACAUGACCCAGCGGUAUACGCCGCCAAGAUGCUAGAUCCAAAGACGUGGGGAGGUGCCAUGGAGCUUUCGAUCUUAUCAAAGCAUUUUCAAACCGAGCUGCACGCUGCUGAUGUAGCGAGUGGAGUUGUGCACCGAUUCGGAGAGGGCAUGGGCUUCGAAGAGCGAGCGUGGUUGUUGUACAGCGGCAUGUGAGUACAGACGGUGAUGCAUGGCGCGCUGAGCCGGUGCGGAGUCAGGCUUCGCGUCGCCAAUCGGUCUAAAGCCGCUCGUCCAUCGCCGCUAGCCAUUACGAUGCUAUAGCGCUACUGCCCACUCCGGAUGCCCCCUUGGAAUUUGGCACUUUGAGAUUCCCAGUGCCACCAGUGGGCGUCGAAGAUGUCGUUCUCGAAGCAGUGCAAGAUCUCGUCUCUGUUCUGAAGAAAAGGCACUAGUAAGUAGGCUCGAAGCUAGGAUGCCAGCGUGACGAGGGCUGAAUGAUGUUGACACAGAGCAUCGCUUCGGCGACUGGCAUUCAGCUACACCGAUACGUCGACAUUUGCACUGAAGUGCAAUCGGUGCCAGACACCACUGCAGGGUCAAAAGCAGGCUACGGAGCAUGCCAAGCAGACUGGACACACUGAAUUUGUGGAAAACGAGUGA